Messenger RNA from Homalodisca vitripennis (glassy-winged sharpshooter), 1516 nucleotides. RefSeq lists its product as uncharacterized. NCBI's taxonomy places the organism in Eukaryota, Metazoa, Arthropoda, Insecta, Hemiptera, Cicadellidae. The record is from RefSeq and is a predicted model, not a curated record. The transcript has 2 exons. The coding region runs from base 121 to 441 and encodes 106 amino acids.
GUGACGUCUCUAUCCGAGAACUGGGUCGCAGUGACAGCUGUUCACAUAGACAACUGUCAGGCAUGUAGUCUAUUGUUUGUUAUUUUACAUCAUGCACUGACUCAUUUGUACAUCGUCAGCAUGGCUUAUCGGUCUCUUCUCGCCUUAGUUCUUCUAUCUGUCUUUAUAAAUGACGCUCAUCCAUUCUAUGCAAGCAAGGCUACCAUACAGGCGCCACAGAAUGUAAAUGUCAGUCAAAAAUCCAACCCCCUAAUAGACAAGUUGAGGCAGUUGAAGUCAGCGUUCAUGGCGUUUUUUCAAAAGAAAAUGGACGAGUUCAGAAUCAUAGCUGCUGGAUUUCCGUCAAUAGCUUCAGCAGUCACUCAGCAGCAAUCACCAGCCACUACUCAGUCUUCGUCAGCAACUUCAGCAGGCUCGCCAACACAAACUUCGGCGGGGUGAUCAGGACCUGAAGAUUUUGCACUUUUACUCUAGUAAAGAUGCAAUAAUACAAUUUUUUUUUAUUUAUACAAUUCAGUUUGUUUUUUGUUUAUGUUUCAAGAAUAGCCUAUACGUAUUCAGUUUUAUUAUAUUUUGUCAUGUUUAACCCAAAUCUUAAAUCAAUAAUAGUGUAGCCAUUUUAUUUUUAUCUUGCAACUUUAUAAACCUUAAUUUUUAUUUUUAUAGACAAUUUUAACCAUUCUCUGUUAAAGCUAUCAAUAUUAAGUUUUUAACAUAUGCUGUAGCAUAUAGCCUAAUUUUAGUGUCCAUUUAUUGUUAAAAGAACAAGAAUUAUUUUUCUUAAUUCACAUUGGCAGACUCUUAAAUCUCUAAUGUAACAUUCUAUGAAAACCUCACUCUAUAUGAAACUUUAAAGAGGUAAAUGAUGGUAAAUAUCAACAAAUUUUUAUACAUAACAUCACAAAAAUUGUAUAGUUAUGCCUUAAAAUUAUUUAACAAGUUUUAAAUAAUUUUCCAAACUUCGGAACAUGACUAAACACAUCUAAAUAAACUAAUAAUAUGCUAAAACUUUAGGUUUUAAACUAAAAUUGCAACUGAAAUCGUUUUUAAUGUUAACAACUACAGUUUUACAAUUUUAUACUGUACAAACAACUUACUUGGAAUGAACUACCAUCACACUGAUUAGUAUAACGUAAUUUGAUUGUAACACAUCAGAUUUCAACAACUGUAUUACACAAACAACAAUUUGUUCUGAUUUAAGAAUUAAUUUUAUCAGCUGAUUGUUGAAAGUGAGGAUUGGUGAUGUUGGUGGACAUUUUUAUCAUUAUUGUUAACAAUUUGUAUUAAGAGGUUAAACUAUUAGUUUUACGAUGAAAGAAAUAGAAGAAAAAUAAUAAUAGAUUGUUCAAUUAGAGGAAAGAAUAUUUUAGCUAUUUUAUGCUGUAUUUAAAGUUUAUAUACAUUCGUGACCAGAUAGAAACUUACUUUACUAUGGACAAUUUUAAAAAGGUCUUUAUUUUAUUGUUUUCCUAUAUUUCCGAGUUUAACCACCACAAUAAAUUAAUUUUUAUUUUAA